GGUGCUAGUCUGCUUCUCUUAGUGGGAAACUCAAUCGUCUCUCAACUUUUCGGGUCGUUCAUCCACCACCUCCCCUCCUCCUUGCUUCCUACCAUCCGCCGCCUGCCAAGCGCCUAGAUUUGCUACCCUUUAAAAGACUCGACUUCCCCUCAUUUCUCCUCCGCUCUCCAUCGCCAUUCUUUCACUUCUCCCCUCCCCUCCCGUUUACCGAUAGUAAUUUUAAUUCCUUCAACCCUUCACAACCAAGCAACAAUUUGCAGCUGGGCUGUCGCACCAAUUUGGAUUAUCUUCUAUCUCAGAAUUUGUCGGUAUACAACUUGCAAGUACAACUUACAAGUACAACUUACACCUUGCAGCUCGCCUCCCACAACUUGCAACGCAACUCUCGCCUCUCGCCUCUCGCCUCUCACCUCUCACCCCUCACAACACACAUAACCUGGCAUUGAUUUUGGCUCCAAAUGUCCUCUCCUUUUCCCAACAACAGACCCGCUCGGACUGUUCAAGUUGAACCUCCACAAGAUAGAGUGAUAAGCCAUCGUCCAGCCGGCACACUUCAUUUGACAGGUUUGCCGCAUCCUCUAGAUCUUCCGGCUCGCUCCGAAUCUGCCCCCAAUACAACAGCCUCAUAUGCUCCAGCAAGCACUUCGGCACCUUUGAACUCGAUUCCUGCCACUAUGGCAGCCUAUGCAACAGGGAACGGAUCGCAGUAUCCUGGCUAUCGCCCUCAAGCUUCUCCAAACAACUCCAUGUCGCAACAUACACCAACAAGUGGCAGCUCAGGUUAUACCUCCCGCCCAGCGAAUUCAGAGACCCCCCUAACAUAUGCAUCGAACAAUGAAUUGCAAUAUCACCAGAAUGGUCCCCAAGCUGUUUCUGAGAACCGCACAUCGCACGAUACAAACCGUGCCCAUCAAUCACCUCGUACAGGCUACUUCCCCCACAAUGUUCCAGACCAUCGCGCCCCGCAUCACACAAACUCCCAAGGCCACUACCCUGCAAUUGAACCGUCUAGCUCAUACAGUGAAGCACAACGUUGGGACUCAAGUGCUCGUCCAUCUGCCUACCAAGAAACCUAUCGUCCCCAUCCAAACAAUGCAUCGUACUCUUCGGGACGUUAUCAGGAGCCUGCUCAAGAUGGCAGACCCAUGCCGACAGGACACGAUGCGCCUCCCCCCCGUUCUUACAAUGAUGGUAGAGAAUAUUCGCAACAACAACCUCCUCACCAUUCUCAUCAUGAUAGCAGAGGCCACCCACAACCGCAACCUUCUCCUUUAACUCGCCAUCAGUCUUAUAAUGAUGAGAGAGUCUAUGCGCAACAGCAACUCCCUCAUCCACCUCAACAUGUUUAUCAUGAUGUUAGAGGCCACCCACAACCACAACACCCUCAUCCCCCUCAGCAUGUUUACCAUGAUGUUAGAGGCCACCCACAACCACAACACCCUCAUCCCCCUCAGCAUGUUUACCAUGAUGGUAGAGUCUAUGCGCAAGAUCAACCUCCUCAUCCAGCUCAACAUGUUUAUCAUGAUAGUAGAGUCUAUACGCAAGAUCAACCUCCUCAUCCAGCUCAACAUGUUUAUCAUGAUAGUAGAGUCUAUACGCAAGAUCAACCUCCUGCUGCACAGCCGAAUCACAGGCAGAGUGCUCCUAGACAAAGAACCGCAAUCGCAUGCAAGUAUUGCAGAAGACGCAAGAUUCGUUGCUCGGGUUUCACUGCUGAUGGCUCCGGAGGACAGUGUACUAAUUGUGCCCGCUUCAAACAGGAGUGUGUUUUCACUCCUGUAUCCUCAGCACAGGCAUUUGUACCUCUUAUUGCCCUGACUGAAGCGCUUCAGAAUGGCAGAAAUGUGGUUCCGAAUGUUUAUGGUGCUCACGGUCAACGACUCCCAAAUGACCCUAUGAACCCAAAUCCUUCAGAACCGUACCCAGGAUAUCAUCCACAGCAAGUCACGUCCGGGCCACAAAUGACACACAAUCAUCAGCCAAUGCCCCAACAUAUGCAACAGCCAAUUCACCAUGCAUCUCUUCCACCUAUGAACAGAUCGCCUCGCGAUCGGGAUACCUUGCCCUCUCCGACAGGCUCAUUGGAUUCUCAAAAGCGUAAACGCGAAGCUGAUGAGCGCCACUUUGCCAGAGCGGCGCCAUCUGCCCCUGGUCAAUUCUCCGACUAUAGCCGAGAGGCCAAUGCUCCGUACCGUAUACCAGGUCUUCAAGACUCGUACCAUUAUACUCCCCCAGUUCCAUCCCCUCCGAGACGCCAAAUUAGACAUCAACAGGGAGAGAACUUUGCGCUCCGCCUGCCAGCAUUGCAAGAUGGACAACAAUAUCGUUCAUCAGUUCCAUCGCCUCCUUCCAGUCAACAACAUGGACAUCCAGGGGAGAACGCUCUAGCAUAUCGACCUAAUGAAGAUAGCCGACAGUCGACCCAAUGGGCUUCUGUAAAUUCAAAUGAAGCACCACGAAACUUGCCCUCUCCCAACGGUUCAUCGUCAUCUUUUCACUCCCAGAAUCCAAGCGGCAAUCACCAACCUAGUCAAUUGUCUCCAUAUCGAGCCGAGCCUCUUCAAUUUCCUCUAGCAUCCCCUACUAGAACCAACUCUGGAGGCGGAAAUCAUGAUCAAGUGGCAAGAGAAACUGAACGUCCUAAUCAGAUGAACAUUGCAAAUAUUGUGGAACGCGAUAACAAGGAUGUUGACCGAGAUAUGCUCAAUCGCUUGGGCAAUAGAUCCUAAAGAUCUGUAUCUGAAUCUCUGGAAGUUUCACACAUUAGUAAUUUCUCUUCAUGGAAUUCUUCUUAUCUGGAGGUUGCCUUGUAGUGCACCGGAGACACUUUAUUGCUAGAUCCAGCUGGCUGGUCAUUAUUGUAUAUUGAUUUGAACAUUCUGUUUUUAGACAGUAUUCUCGAGACUGGAAUAUAUUCUUAUCUGCUUAUUAUUACCUAUUUUCAUCAGGACUUGUCCUAGAACUUGGAGCACCAGUUGAUGCAUAGACUGACGGGACACUUCUCCACCAUUGAAUUUUUUAACAAAUUCAUUAUUCUUACAGUGUGCUGUCAGUCCGUACAAUCACUGGUGGUGUGUUUUUAUCUUUUUUUUACUUUAUUUUCUUGACAAUUACAUUUAUUUUUCUUUCACAUUUUCAAUCGCCCACAAUAUAAUAGUGCUCUCAGCUUUGGAAACAAUGCAAAUAACGGAGGCUAUGGCAAUCUUUUAUGAAAUCAAAGAGAGAACGAACAAAAUCCUCAUAUCAGUGAGGGUCUUUAUCUGGGAAUCGGAGUUGGUUGCCGGUUUCGAAAAUACAUAGAAAGGGAUAGGCUUGCCUCACGGCAUCAUUGUUUUUCAGGUGUUAUCUCGGAUGAUUUUUUGUUUGGGGAUUCCCAGGGUGGUGGACUCUUUUAGGAGGCAUGGAUGGGGUGGUGCUCUGGGUAGGAGGCUUUUUGGAUGUUAUGUUUUUGUUUUCGCACACAUUGUCUGAUUUUUUUUUUCAUAUUUCGAAACCUCUAAACUUUGGAUCUUCUUCUUGGGUAUAGGGACAGCGUAUGAAUGGUUCACCACAAAGGGCCUCCCCCUUGGUUGUUUUGAGUCUUGUAUACAUAAAAAGAAUACGAGAGAUCUUCAUCAAGUCUCAUGGAUUGGAGAGGUUUAUCUUGGUGUAUCGAGUUUCUCAUGGGUUGGAGCUUGUAUAAGCUUAUAGCGCUGCUACUACAUGAAUGAUUAGGGUUGUGGAUUGAAUUCUUUUGGAUGGGGGUCCAGAUGGAUUUAUGAUACGAACUAUCGGACAUGGUAGCCAGCGACUUGUUGAUAUCAUCUGUAAAGAUGGAGCAUAAAUGAAAUACGUUGUUUCUAGUCAACUUUAUAAAAAAAAAAAAAAAUAAAAAAAAAAUUGAAAAAAAUUAAAUGAAGUCUUGUGGUCA
Botrytis cinerea B05.10 is the source of this 3910-nucleotide messenger RNA. RefSeq lists its product as hypothetical. The record is from RefSeq and is a predicted model, not a curated record. Bases 459 to 2729 code for a protein of 756 amino acids. NCBI's taxonomy places the organism in Eukaryota, Fungi, Ascomycota, Leotiomycetes, Helotiales, Sclerotiniaceae. Gene Ontology annotation, cellular component: nucleus. Gene Ontology annotation, molecular function: DNA-binding transcription factor activity, RNA polymerase II-specific; zinc ion binding. The transcript has 2 exons. Gene Ontology annotation, biological process: regulation of DNA-templated transcription.